GUGACUUACCCACUGCCGGAAAAUUAGUCGAUAAGUUGGCAAGUUGUUUCCGCUGUUUUUAAGUAGAUGAUGCGGGGUCACUUCUCUCUAGCACUGUAUAGUUUUCUGUUAAAGAUACCUUUCUAGCUAUUUUCUAAACACAGAUUAAAAUUUAAAAUUGUAUGUCACUACUGUUUAAAAGUAAUUCAAUAUAUGAAAUUAAUAGAGGAACUACAAUAAAAUAACAAGUGAAAUCAAACGAAUUUACAAUUAUCAUCAAAAUUGAAACUGAAAUAUAAAGUUAGAAUUUGAUUUGAAUAGGUGACAAUGCAAAGGUCUUUGAGAUUAAAACGUGAACUUGAACGGUUUGCUCGGUAUCCUACAGAAGGAAUCAGUUGUUAUCCAAAAUCUGAUAAUCUUGAAAACUUUGUGGCAACAAUUAUUGGACCACAUGGAAGCCCUUAUAACGGGUGUAUUUUUCAAUUAGAAAUUAAUAUCUCUGAAAGGUAUCCGUUUGAACCUCCACGGAUUACUUUUCAAACACCUAUUUAUCACCCAAAUAUUGACAACAAAGGUCGUAUUUGUAUGGAUCUGUUAAACAUGCCACCUAAAGGCAGUUGGAAACCAACUGUCAGCUUAAAAAAUCUUUUGGAUGCUGUACAAUGUUUACUAGGAAAUCCAAACCCUGCCGAUCCUUUGAUGGCAGAUAUAGCACAAGAGUACAUAUAUAAUAAGCAAGAAUUUGAAAGAAAAGCCAAAAAAUAUGCAGAAAAAGCAAAGAAUAAUCUAUCAUAAUUAAUUAUAUAAGUAUUUUUAGAUAUAAGAAGAAUGCCAAAAAGAUAUUGUUCUCAGAAAGAUAUUAUUUUGCAUUAAAAGUUUGAACAUUCCUCGUAUUUCGUAACAUUUAUAUACAUCGAUACUGCUUGUUAAUUUUAUUAUUUUUUUUUUACUAAUUGUGUCAUU
Messenger RNA from Osmia lignaria (orchard mason bee), 942 nucleotides. RefSeq names its product ubiquitin-conjugating enzyme E2 T. Lineage: Eukaryota; Metazoa; Arthropoda; Insecta; Hymenoptera; Megachilidae. The record is from RefSeq and is a predicted model, not a curated record.